GGGAGAAAUUGUUUUUCUAUGAUAGAAUGAUAGUGACAUUUCGAACGCAGAUUGGGAAUCAACAAUUUUUCGAGUCAUUCUUCAGAGUUCAUAAUAAACUUACGAUUCUUAUCAAAAUAAUUUUCAUAUAGUUGUAUUCUGAUUUAUUCCGAAAAUGGCCCGUCGAUAUGAUACCAGGACAACUAUUUUUUCCCCUGAGGGUCGCCUCUAUCAAGUCGAAUAUGCUAUGGAAGCUAUUAGUCAUGCUGGUACGUGUUUAGGUAUUUUGGCAAAUGAUGGAAUUCUCUUGGCUGCUGAGAGACGCAACACCAACAAGCUUUUAGAUGAAGUAUUCACUUCAGAAAAGAUAUAUCAAUUGAACGAUGACAUGGUCUGUAGUGUUGCUGGUAUUACAUCUGAUGCUAAUGUUUUAACUAAUGAAUUAAGGAUGAUAGGACAGAGGUAUCUAUUGCAAUAUGGAGAAUCUAUUCCAUGUGAACAACUUGUGUCAUGGUUGUGUGAUGUUAAACAAGCUUACACCCAGUAUGGAGGUAAAAGGCCUUUUGGUGUGUCAAUUUUGUACAUGGGUUGGGAUAAGCAUUAUGGUUAUCAACUAUAUCAAUCUGAUCCCAGUGGAAACUAUAGUGGUUGGAAAGCCACAUGUAUUGGAAAUAAUAGCGCAGCUGCUAUUUCGAGCUUAAAACAGGAAUACAAAGAAGGUGAAAUGACUUUAGAGAGUGCAAAAUCAUUAGCAGUUAAAGUAUUGAGUAAAACACUUGACAUGACCAAGCUUUCUUCAGAAAAAGUUGAGAUGGCUACUCUAACUCGAGUUGGAAACAAAACUAAAAUCAACAUUCUGAGUAGCAAUGAAGUUGAAAGUCUCAUAGCUGAAUUUGAAAAGGAACAAGCUUUAGCUGAAGCUGCUAAGAAAGAACAACAGAAACAGCCUGCAUAAAUGAUUGUUUUCUAUUAUUGUAUACAAUUAUAAAUAAGUGAAAUUUUUUCAUA
Molecule: messenger RNA, 987 nt
Organism: Harmonia axyridis
Lineage: Eukaryota; Metazoa; Arthropoda; Insecta; Coleoptera; Coccinellidae
Gene: Prosalpha3
Product: proteasome subunit alpha type-4
Exons: 7
Coding region: 155-934 (259 amino acids)
Biological process (GO): ubiquitin-dependent protein catabolic process
Cellular component (GO): proteasome core complex, alpha-subunit complex; nucleus; proteasome core complex
Source: RefSeq, a predicted model, not a curated record